Messenger RNA from Cladocopium goreaui, 664 nucleotides. The record is from the annotation of a GenBank genome assembly. Lineage: Eukaryota; Dinophyceae; Suessiales; Symbiodiniaceae.
CCGAGGCCACCAGACCGUUGGUGUCUCAUGCCAUGCUGAAUCGGAACACAGAAGUGCGCCUUAUCGGUCAUACAAACUUCUCAGCAUCACAGAUGUUGUCCUUCCUCAACCAGUUCUUCCAACCAGGGACUUAUGAUCUCAUUUGCAAAAAUUGCAAUAGCUUCUCAGAUUGCGCCCUCUAUCUCCUUUUGGGCCAGCGAUUAGAGGCGAAGUACUCGCGAAUGGAGAAGACUGGAAAAGCAGGGCAGAAGAGAAUUGGCCUGAUGUCCGCGCUGCGUUUGAUCGGCAUGAACUACAAGGCCAAUCCAGCAUCGCAGAACUUUCAGGUAGAUGAAGUUCUGGCGAAGACGGACAUCUACAUGAGAGGACAUGGAGUUCGAGGGCACCCCAAGCUGGAGGAUAUGGACCAAUAUGCAAGCACACCUCGCGUGUGUUGCUGCUGAAUGAGUCAUGAGCCCACUCCGUGGGCUGCGUCACCUGCCCACGGACAUUUCAUCACCAUUUGAUCUACAACAAUUGCGAUGUUGGAUGGGGUGUUCCCCCAUUUCAAGAGCCCAUUCAGUGGCCAAAGCCAGCAAGCAGUCUCUUGAAGAGACUCUCAAAGAGGCACAAGCGCAUGAUUUGCAAGUGUGACAGAUUGACAUCGUACAGCAGGAAAUUUCCC